Arachis duranensis is the source of this 959-nucleotide messenger RNA. RefSeq lists its product as uncharacterized. The record is from RefSeq and is a predicted model, not a curated record. Lineage: Eukaryota; Viridiplantae; Streptophyta; Magnoliopsida; Fabales; Fabaceae. Gene Ontology annotation, cellular component: mitochondrial matrix. Bases 40 to 753 code for a protein of 237 amino acids. The transcript has 3 exons.
GAGCAGAAGAGUAGUAGUAGUAACUAGAAACACACCAAGAUGUGGAAGAGAGCCUUCGUCGGCGCCGCCACGGCCGCCGCCGCCCUCCGUCGUCCAUUCCCCUCGUUAAUCCGCGACGCCACCAGCAGUUCAUCGUCCAACUCAAUCUCUUCUGCCGUAAACUCGAUGCUCCUCCGCUCCCUCAAAGACCACUAUCUCGAAGUCGCCAAAAUGAACAUGCCCCCGAAAGUUGGACCUCCAUCGCCAUUCACGAUCGUAAAAGGCGCACUCGAUUCUAACGGCCCCGUGCUGAAGCGGAACUACGGCGACGAAGAGAUCACAAUCUACGUCAUGCGCUUGGCCGCCAACGACGACGAAGACGGCGACGGCGGCGGCGGCGGCGGAGUCAUUGAUCAACUGUUCAUUCACGUGGAUGUGUCGAAACCAAAUCAGAACGAAUGCUUGAUGUUUCUGUGCGGAUUAUACGAAGAUGCUUUGGGGAUUCACUCAGUUUCAAUGAGACCUAAGCUUCAAGAAUCUGGUGGCGGUUACCUCCUCGUUCCUUCGCAAUACGCUGGUCCAUCUUUUGCAGACUUAGAUGAAUCCAUGAGGGAUGCAUUUCACAGUUACAUAGAGGAGAGAGGAAUAAACGAUAGCCUCUUCAAGUUUCUACAAGCAUGGCUCUAUGUUAAAGAACAUCGAAAUCUAUUGCGUUGGUUCAAAACCAUGGGCUUGUUCAUUGAUGGCAAGAAGCCUCCUACACCUUCCUCCUAAUCCUCUCUGUUAGAGCAUGUAUUUUUGAAAUUGACUCGUAUAGUAUUCAGUUUUCACAAUAUUAAAUUAUGAAUUUAGAACUUGUUGAGUUUUGAUUAUAUCUUAUUUUUUAUUUAGAGGCUCUAAAGUUUCUUAGUGGACUAUUUGAACUAAUUAUUUAUUUUGGAGGCACUCUAAACAAAUAUAGUUACAUGAUUCAUUGAUCA